Molecule: messenger RNA, 1053 nt
Organism: Amphimedon queenslandica
Lineage: Eukaryota; Metazoa; Porifera; Demospongiae; Haplosclerida; Niphatidae
Product: protein YIF1B-B-like
Exons: 9
Coding region: 17-919 (300 amino acids)
Biological process (GO): endoplasmic reticulum to Golgi vesicle-mediated transport
Cellular component (GO): Golgi membrane; endoplasmic reticulum-Golgi intermediate compartment; COPII-coated ER to Golgi transport vesicle
Source: RefSeq, a predicted model, not a curated record
AAAAGUUUAUCAGAAAAUGGCGUCCUAUUCACAAGGUCCUUAUGGAAGCGGUGGCAAUCAAUAUGGUAUCUCUAGUCCUUUGGAGGGACAGGCUCAACCGCAACCUCCUUAUUCUGAAAGUAGUGCUGGUGUUCCCUCAUUCCCUGCGACGUUUGGCACGGCUCAGAGUCUUCUCUCUAAUCCGAUGGUAGCUGGAGCAGCUGUUCAAUAUGGACAAGGCCUUGUUAACAUGGGACAGUCUUAUAUUGAUCAAACUGUUAGUAGGUUUGCCCCUGGUCUUAAGCGAUAUUUUGCAGUUGACACAAGCUAUGUACUGAAGAAAUUACAGAUCAUCCUUUUCCCUUAUACUCACAGAGACUGGUCUCCCCAGUAUUCAGACUCACGCCCGCUUGAACCAAGACUGGACAUUAAUGCACCAGAUCUAUACAUACCAGCAAUGUCUUUAAUGACUUACCUUCUUCUCUCCGGUUAUGUGAUGGGUACUCAACAAAGAUUCACUCCUGAAGACUUAGGCAUUAAUGCUAGUUCACUGUUAGCUUGGUUGACAUUUGAAAUCAUUAUUGUUUGGGUUGCCCUGUUCCUCUUUAAAAUAACGUCUCAUCUCUCACUAUCAGACACAAUUGCUUAUUGUAGCUACAAAUACGUCAGUAUGAUUGUGUGUAUUGUGGCCAGUUUAUUGGGAGGGACUACUGCUUAUUACAUUGCACUGGCUUGGACAACUGCAGCCAUUGCUUUCUUUGAAGUCAGGAGUUUAAGAUUACGUCUUCAUUCAGAUGUAGUUGAUGGCGCUAACAGAAUGAGGAAUUAUGUCCUAUUAUUAAUAGCAUUAGUGCAACCGCUAAUGGUCUUAUGGUUGACAUGGUCUCUUGUCUCUUACCAGCCACCCCCAUCACCCUUUCAUUGGCCAGACAAUUUGUAACACUAAAAGUCAUGUGACUCUCAUGUGAUAGUCAUAUUGCUAUUAUUAUUGAUUUAUUGUUAAAUGAGAAACGAAUCAAUUUCUUUAGAAUUUUACUGUAUAAGAUAAUACAAUUCAUUAAUUUUAAAAUUUAA